AUGUCGUGUGGAGAUCAGGGGCAGUACCCCUGGAUGCCGACGCUGUACCGGUCUGUUGUGGCGCCGGUGCCGUGUGAGGAGAGGGUGAGCCGGCUGGAAGCGGAGAUCCAGGGCUUGAUGAACGUGAUCAGUGAGCAGCACCGCUACAUCCAGGAGCUCCACAGCAGCCAGGCGCAGCAGCUGCAGCAGAUCCCCAACUCGUACCUGGGCCUGGACGACCUCUACAGAGACUGCUCUGAGGUGUUUGAGGAUGGAAACGUGGCCAGCGGGCUGUACGUGAUUCGCCCGGACGGUGCUGCCAUGGCGUUGAGCGUGUACUGCGACAUGAACCACGGAGGAGGGUGGACCGUCUUCCAGAGGAGGAGAGACGGCAAAGAGAGCUUCGACAGAGCGUGGGUGGAGUACAAGCAUGGAUUCGGAGACCUCUUCUCUCCUGCUGGAGAGUUCUGGUUGGGCAAUGAACCCCUGCACCAUCUGACAUCACAAGGGAACUAUGACCUGCGCAUCAACAUGGAGGACUUUGAGGGGAACGAGCGCUACGCUGAGUACAAGAGCUUCAAGGUGGACGGCGAACAGGUGAAACUCAAACUACGGUCCAGCAGCAGCAUCAAGGUCACCGCCGUUCUGUUCCCAGCGGCGUUCCUCUCCCUCUCAGUGUUCCUGCUGAGGAUAAACACAGAUAAACAGCAGGGAGCUGCAGAAUAUUCCGGAGUGUGUAACGCAGGUAACCUGAACGGUCACUACUACGACGGGCCGUUCAAAGCCAUGACGGACGACGGCGUGGUGUGGUACACGUGGCACGGCUGGGCCUACUCCAUCAAGUCUGUCGUCAUGAUGAUUCGAGCGUCCGACCUCGAAGCGCCGCCGCCUCCAGCGGACGUUUACCUGCCAGGCGGUCCUGACGUGGUCCCGGCGGCGGGCCGAGGCGCUCCGUGA
Neolamprologus brichardi is the source of this 936-nucleotide messenger RNA. Lineage: Eukaryota; Metazoa; Chordata; Actinopteri; Cichliformes; Cichlidae. The record is from RefSeq and is a predicted model, not a curated record.